This is a messenger RNA of Plasmodium berghei ANKA, 1326 nucleotides long. RefSeq names its product conserved Plasmodium protein, unknown function. Lineage: Eukaryota; Apicomplexa; Aconoidasida; Haemosporida; Plasmodiidae. The coding region runs from base 1 to 1326 and encodes 441 amino acids. The record is from RefSeq and is a predicted model, not a curated record. The transcript has a single exon.
AUGGAAGAAAAAAUUAAUACCUGUUUCUCCUUUGAUAUGCUUGAUAUAAUGAUUAGUAAUGGUAGUUAUAGAAAAGAAAAUAAAAGAUUAAUAUGGUAUGAAAACAAAAGUAAUGAUAUACCAAAAAGUACCAAAGAUCAAUCAUUAUAUAAUACAUUUGACAAUAGUGAAAAAAUAAAACAGCAUAAAGGUAAAAACGCGUCAACUCAAAAUAGAAAAAAAGAAAGCUUAAAUAUAUCCGAGAAAUCUAAUAUAGAUAAUGAAUUUUUGAAGGAUAUAGAUAAAAAUAUUUACAACAAUAUAGAUAGUAUUAUGGAUAAUGAAAUGAAUGAACCUGUAGAUACUGAUUUAAGCACAUUUUUAAAUUUAGUAACAAACGCGAAAAGAAAAGGAAAAGAAUCACACCGUAAAAUUAAUGAUACUAAAAAAAAUUCACCAUUAAAAGUUCAAAAAGGAAAAAAAAAAAAAAUAAUAAAUAAUAAUAAUGAUAGUAAUAAAAAAAGAAAAAAUGAUCAAACAUCAAGUUAUGAAAUAUCAGAAAAUGGAGAUCUUUUAGACAUGUUUUCGUUACAUGAUGAGGAAUUUGAAGAUAAUUUUUCUGAAAAAAAUGAUAACACCAAUGUUGAAAAUAAUUAUAUUGAUGAUAUUGAAUAUGCAAUGUGUAAUGAAAAUGGAAUAGUGUGCAAUAAUAUUAACAACAGUUAUGAAAAUAUAAAUGAAUAUAAUUUAUUGUCCGAAGGAAGGAUAUCAAAUUGUGAUAAUUAUGAAAAAAAUGAAAUAAAAGAACAUAUAUCAUCAAGUAAUAAAAUAAAUAUAAAAAAAAAUGAAGAAAUAAAUAUAAAUGACAAAUUAGAAGAUAUAGAUCGAUUUGAUAAAUAUUUAUUCGAACCAAGUUGUAUAGGAUGUUCUAAUUGUAAUUACUAUUUAAAAGAACUUACUUCGAAAAAUUAUAUAAAAUUUUGUUCUAUGGGUGAGUAUAUAAAUGAAGGUGAAAAUAAUUUACUUUUUUUAAAAAAUAAACAAAUACAGGAGUUAGAAAAUGUAAAUAAAAAAAUUACAAAACAAAUGGAACUAUUUAAAGAAGAAAAUAUAAAUUUAAAUAAAAAAUUAGCCGAUUUUAAAUUCGAAUUUAUUGAAAUAAAUAAAAAAAUUAAUAUGUUAAUAAACCAAAACAAGUUAUUGCAAGAUAUAAAUAACGAUUUAACUAAAAAUCUUCAAAAAGAAAAACAAAAAAAAAAUUCACAAUCUAAUAAUUAUUCAAUGGGCAAAAAAAAAGUGUCUGAAAAAGAUUUUGAAAAUUCGAUAGACAAAGAAUUAUUUAACUAA